GCGAAGCACGCUCUGGUGCGGGCCAACGGCGGCCUCGUCGUGUCCAUCGCCCGGGGCUACCAACGAUUGCGCACGGGCGCCGGCGUCGAGGCCCUGGACGAUUUGGUGCAGGAGGGCACGCUCGGGCUGAUCCGCGCGGUCGAGAAGUACGAGCCGGAGCGGGGCAUCCGCUUCGGCACCUACGCGACGGCCUGGAUCAAGGCGUCGAUCUCCGCCUGGCUCAAGCGCGGCGACGCCAUGAUCAAGGUGCCGAGCCGCGUCGCGGACCUCGGGCUCCGUGCCGCGCGGUCUUCCUCGGCGCUCCAGAACGACCUGGGCCGCGACGCGACGGCCGAGGAGGUCGCGCGCGAUCUAGGCGCGUCGACGGCGGCCGUCGAGGCCGCGGCGAGCGCGCUCCACGGGAGCCGCGUGGUGUCGUACGACGCGUCCGCGGGCGGCGACUCGGAGUCGAACUUUGUGGCCUGCCUCGCGGACGAGGAUUGCGCCGUCGGCGACCUCAAGGCGGACCUGACAAACGCGCUCGCCGCCGUUUUAGACGACCGCGAGCUGCGCGUCGUGCGGCUGCGCUACGGCCUCGACGACGGCACGCAGCGGAGCACGCGCGAGUGUGCGGCCGCGCUCGGCAUCGGCAAGGAGUCCGUGCGCCAGAUCUGCCUCAAGGCGUUCCGCAAGCUGCGGGGCACGGCCCAGGGGUCCGCGCUCCUAAGCCACAUGGAU
This is a messenger RNA of Aureococcus anophagefferens, 717 nucleotides long. RefSeq lists its product as hypothetical. The record is from RefSeq and is a predicted model, not a curated record. The annotation marks the transcript as partial. Gene Ontology annotation, biological process: DNA-templated transcription initiation; regulation of DNA-templated transcription. The transcript has a single exon. Lineage: Eukaryota; Pelagophyceae; Pelagomonadales; Pelagomonadaceae. Gene Ontology annotation, molecular function: DNA-binding transcription factor activity.